Messenger RNA from Geodia barretti, 2451 nucleotides. Lineage: Eukaryota; Metazoa; Porifera; Demospongiae; Tetractinellida; Geodiidae. The record is from the annotation of a GenBank genome assembly.
ACAUUUGGCUCCAGUGGCUCAGGCAAUGGGCAGUUCGAUAAACCAUUUGGAGUUAGUUGUGACGCUGGGAAUGUAUACAUUGCUGAUACGUUGAACCACAGAGUACAAGUGUUCACAGCAGAUGGAGAGUACAUUCGACAGUUUGAGAAGAGAGGAAGCGGAAAGAACGGAAUAGCCAUGGACUCAAGCAACAUAGUCUAUGUUAGUGACUCUGCUAACAAUAUCUCAGUCUUCACUAAAGAGGGACACUUUCUGACAUCAUUUGGCACGCAAGGAAAUGGACCGGGACAGUUCAACCGUCCAACUGGAAUAACUAUUUCAAGGAAUGGGGUCGUCUAUGUCUGUGACUGCAACAAUGGGCGUAUUCAAGUUGGGACUCUACUGAAGUUGGUUGGUUCUUCAGUUCCAGUGGAUGAGUCUCAUUCUCUUCUGGAACCUCUCCUCAGAGAUAAGUCCAAGGUGGGGGUGAUGGCAGGGCGGGCGUGGCAGGAGAUCCAGAGUGUCGUCUCUCUCUUUCGUCUCCUGGGGGGUAAGGAGCAAGUGUUACUCCACCCCGCACUCUCCCCCGCCUACCACCAUUACUCCGGAGUAGUCUUCUCCGUGUUCCAGACGACGGGGGAGGUCCAUAGAGGUCAACGACGUCAUCGGAGCAGGAUUAUACCUGUUGCUAUUGGUGGGAGAUACGACAGACUGCUGAGUGGCCUCAAGUCCAGUGGGGGCGGAGUCUCUCCUAGAAUGGGCGUGGUUGGCGUGGGUGUGGUUGGGGAGGAGAUUAUGAGGGGCGUGACAUCUGAAUACCAACAUGGAAGGUGUCCAGUGACCAAGAGCAGUGUCCUGGUGUGCUGGCUGGGGCACGAGUCACUGCAGGCUCAGUGUUUGAAGCUGAUCACGCAGCUGUGGUCUCACGGGGUGGCAGCUGACUUGGUGUACGAGAACCAGGAGCUAGACUCCCUGGAAGACAUUCAGGAAUUCUGCCGCCGGAGUCUGAUACCGCACAUCGUGGUGUUGAGUGACAAGGAGCUGUUUUUUGAGAGGAAGCAGGUUAGAUUGAGGUCACUGGAGGCCAACGGGAAGACGUCGGAAAGGGUCAUGGGCGUGGCGGAGCUACCAGAGGUUCUCCUGCAGCAGAGAUACAGUACGGACCGCAGCGACUCCGUAGAGACUCAGACAACCACCAGAUCAGGGGGAGGCCCCUCUGGUUCAGACUCGUUUCCCUCCAACGCACGACCACCAGUCAGUGUGACUGUUUUGUCGACCUCUAAGCUGAGUGGCCACAACAAGAGAAAGAUCCAUGAUGCUACUCUGACAAAGCUGCUGCCAUUGCUGGAGACCUUUCCCUCCAAACAGCCUCUGGAGAUAUUGGUGGUGGACCUUAAAAGUGAUGUCCUGUGUUCUUUGGCUGCGGAAGUCAAUGUAAGCUCUCUCUCUAUAUAGCUGCUCAUGAUUCCUCAUUUGGCGGGACGGCUAAUGGCAGUCCCCACACUAAGGAUUUGUUCUGAAAACUGAUCCUGAUAACAGGAAUUUGAGUGUGUGUGUGUGUGUGCAUGUGUCACCGUUCUUGUGAAACGGUGUGUGUGUGUGCGUCACUAAAGCAUGACUACUGCCCAAUACUUGGAAUAGGGACGGUAUAGCUUCGGAACCUAGGCCUUCCUGUUUAUGCCUGUGCAUCAUGUACAUUUGGAUUAUGGUACACAUGAUGGUGGUCUUGUUAGUCUGAAGGCCCUUUGUUGUUGCGUGAGUUAAAAUCUUAUGCAGUAACGUCAUGUGUGGGUAUAUAUGAAGUCCGUAGAGAAAAGAAAUAGAGCCUUUUGUAUUGUGUGUUGCAUGGACUAUCAUAGGGAUAAAGUGCAAUGGAGCAUUGCCACACGCAAGUGUCUUGGUGUGUCUUGACCAAGAUACUUAUUGGCUUGGGGAUUUCGGCUUGGGGAUUUCGGCUAUGGUUGAUGUAAGCGAUGUCCCUUUCGUGUCUCUUUUUCUCUCCGUGGUUCCAGAGAAAGAUAUGUGGACCAGACGGCGGAGAUAUGGUGUCGGUUGUCAAGUCCCUCACCGAGAGGAGCACAAGAAUCUCUCCCUCACAUAAGCCGUGACAAUUAUCUUAGUGCCAAUGAAUGUAUGUCGUUUCUCUCCAGACACUCGGCACUAAACAAGAAGUACGUCACUAGAGUCUGCGAGAGUAUUGAGGAACUGCUGCAGAAAAGAGUGUCCAUGGUAUUUGUGUACAGCCACUCUUCGGAACACUGUCAGACUAUUCUGAACUCUCUCGAGUCACUCGGCAACCUUCACAUCACUGCUUCAUGAUCUCAAUCAUGCAUGCGACAUCAUUGCUGUAUCACAUGAUCCUCACACUUGGUCACGUGACCUCGUCCGUCACAAAACAUUCAUACAAUGAGUCACCCAGUUCACAAUGUGUGUAUGUUUAUUUAUUACAUUUUUUAAUUCCGUGGUGGUUAA